AUGCUCUCGGCGCACAGUACGGAGUCUUGCACAAAGCAAGCGAUGGAGACGAAGCUGCUGUCAAGCAACCCCUUGACAAAACAAUGUAUGACCCGGAAUCUUCAUGCUAGCAAUGAUAUCAUAUGCACCUUGAGUGUGACUGGUGGCGUUAGGUCCUUCGACAUGGCCAUGAGGAUCCAGGAACGUUACUGGACAGCUAUACCCACAUGGAAGGACGUGACCCAUGAGGAAUUCAUCUCCCAUCGAUGGCAGCUCAAUAAUACUGUCAUGAACAAUGCCAAAUUGUACCGUUUCUUGUCCGACACACUCCCAGACGUCUUGGGAGCUACCCAAAAUGAGCAUCUUAAGCAUAUCAGGACAAAAGAAGACUUCAUUAGAGAUGCUAUAAGUGCCCUCAAGCUGGCUCCAAUGGCAAUCCGUCUGACACCACACAUCUUGUCUCGUGUUGACUGGAAUAAUCCCCUGGAUGAUCCGAUUCGUCGACAAUUCUUACCCCUCAAGAGCGGAAUGAUCCCUGACCAUGAGCACAUGAAACUGGACUCGCUGAACGAAGAGGCUGACAGUCCUGUUCCUGGACUGGUCCAUCGAUACCCCGGUAGAGCUUUAUUUCUGGCCACUUCCAUUUGCCCAGUGUAUUGCCGCUUUUGUACCCGAUCCUACGCGGUUGGAGGGAACACAGAUACAGUCGCAAAGAGAGCCCAGAAACCAAAUCGCGCGCGGUGGGAAGUCAUCUUCAAGUAUAUCGAGGAUAAUGAUUCCCUACAAGACAUUGUUCUUUCUGGAGGCGACAUCUUCUAUCUCGAGCCGCAUCUUCUCAGGGAAAUUGUAGAACGUCUGUUGAGUAUCCCGCAUAUUUUUCGCAUCCGGCUCGCCACCAAAGGGCUAUCGGUCGCACCUGGCCGCUUUCUUGAUACUAACGACGGAUGGAUGGACACACUGAUGGACAUCUCUAAUCAAGGUCGGAAAUUAGGCAAGCAAGUGUGUCUUCACACGCACAUCAACCAUGCCAGUGAAAUCACAUGGGUCACGAGAAUGGCUGCACGCAGACUCUUUGCGCAUGGCGUCAUUGUUCGCAAUCAAACUGUACUUUUGAAUGGCGUCAACAAUAACCCUGAUGCCAUCAAAGAGCUCAUAACGACUCUAGCCAAUAUCAACAUUCAGCCCUAUUAUGUGUACCAAUGCGACAUGGUGCAGGGCAUCGAGGACCUCCGGACCCCGCUCAGCGAAAUUCUCAGGCUUGACAAGUUGAUGCGCGGUACCCUGUCGGGCUUUAUGAUGCCAGCUUUCGUCAUUGAUCUGCCAGGUGGUGGUGGUAAGCGCCUUGUCUCUACAUAUGAGAGCUAUAACGAAGAGACUGGAUUGGCUGAAUAUCGAGCACCUGGAUUGCCGGGGCAAAAAGGUGAAAUGAUCUACAGAUAUUACGACCCAAAGCCUGUGCAUGAGUCAGAGCUUGCAGAAUUCCGCGCACAACAAGAAAGUGCACUACAUCGGGGAGAGACACUGGAGCAAUUUGCCGCUGCAGCUUCACCUAAGGCAGUAGCAGGAACCGAACGCCUAAAGAAGCCAUCAAAGCCAAGUCCAGUUCUGGAACCAGCUCCGGCCAUAGAACAUCAAUCAGCUACCGAGUCCAAGUCAGCUUCGAAGCUCAAGUUGAACGAUUCAGAGGCGAAGCCACGGUCUAAACCGAUCCCCAGGUUUGAGAGGGCCCCACCGACAUCUCCACUGCCAGGUCUUAGAUACUUGCCAACCCCAGACACGGCUGAGCGGGCCAUGGGAGCACGCUUCUAA
Molecule: messenger RNA, 1788 nt
Organism: Plenodomus lingam JN3
Lineage: Eukaryota; Fungi; Ascomycota; Dothideomycetes; Pleosporales; Leptosphaeriaceae
Molecular function (GO): catalytic activity; iron-sulfur cluster binding
Source: RefSeq, a predicted model, not a curated record